This is a messenger RNA of Ipomoea nil (Japanese morning glory), 807 nucleotides long. RefSeq lists its product as uncharacterized. The record is from RefSeq and is a predicted model, not a curated record. Lineage: Eukaryota; Viridiplantae; Streptophyta; Magnoliopsida; Solanales; Convolvulaceae. The coding region runs from base 1 to 807 and encodes 268 amino acids. The transcript has a single exon.
AUGGAGGAGUGCUACUAUCUGAAGAAAAUCAUGGAGGGGAUUAUUCAACAAGGGACACCGCCUCCCAACCAAUGGCGAGGGAGAUUUGUGGCUAGGGAAGAUGGCGACCCCUCAGAGACGGUCGAAGGCAAUCGCUGCAAGCAGUCGGCAACCGACGAAGAAGAAAUCCAGUGGAGACAGAAGCCGGUUAUCAAUAUGAUAGUCGACGGACCAGAAGGAGGCGACUCUGCCAACACUAGAAAGGCCUGGGCUCGGCAAUUGUACGUGCGGACGGUUUACGGGCGAGAAGGUGGCUCGAAGAAAGCAUGUCGAGAGCCUAUUGCCUUCACAGACAAAGAUCUACCCACCGGCGAAACACCACAUCGCGACGCUCUAGUCAUCGCAAUGGAUGUAAAUGGAGUAGUUGUCCGGCGAAUCCUGGUGGACACCGGAAGCAGCGUUAAUGUCUUAUAUCUCGAAACCUUCGUCAAAAUGGGAUUAUCACGGGAACAGCUAGCCUCAGUCAAGACGCCACUGGCCAGCUUCACGGGCGACUCCGUGGAAACUGAGGGAUCUAUUGUUCUGCCCGUCGAGGUGGGUACAUAUCCCGAUGUACAGAAGCUCGACAUGAAAUUCAUCGUGUUCGAUUUGGCAUGCUUUCACAAUGCAAUCCUCGGCCGACCUGGUUUAGAAGAUUUAGGAGCUCUGAUCUCCGUUGAGCAUCUUUGCUUAAAGUUCCGCGCACCAAGUGGAGUAGGUACGGUGCGUUGCGACAGAAGAGCCGCCCGCUACUGCUACCUACAAGCCUGCCGGGGUAUGAGCAAAUGA